This is a messenger RNA of Podarcis raffonei (Aeolian wall lizard), 3786 nucleotides long. Its product is annotated as leucine-rich repeat-containing protein 37A-like. The record is from RefSeq and is a predicted model, not a curated record. The coding region runs from base 861 to 3686 and encodes 941 amino acids. NCBI's taxonomy places the organism in Eukaryota, Metazoa, Chordata, Lepidosauria, Squamata, Lacertidae. The transcript is spliced from 18 exons. Gene Ontology annotation, molecular function: protein binding.
AUACUGUUAAAUAUGCAUUUUAUAUUCGACUUCCUUUAGUAAUGUUUAAGAUAAAACAAAUUUUGGUUCACUUUGCUGCGUUAAAUGUGCAUUCUGUAGUUGACUUCCUUAGAAAUAUUUUAUUUUGAAAUAUUUACGAUAAUAUUUGAGUCUUGUGUUAAUUAUGUUGCUUUGAAUGUAUACUUUACCCCCCACCCCCCAAAAAUGAGCCUUCUUUCCAUAUUAGCCCAGUUGUAAAUGACAUUGUGUAAACAGUUGUUGUUUUUUUAAUGUAAAUACUUUGUGUUUCCCCUGGUUUGACUGUUCAGUAAGUUCCAGUGAAAUAUUUCAGCGUUAUACAUGGAUAAAGAGAUUGGGAUAUUGUCAAGAGCUGGGAGAGGUUAACCAGCAAGGCCAUCUAGCCAGAUUCCUCAGUUGUAAGACCAUCUAACAUCAAAUCACCCUGUCAUCCAGAUCACUGUGUGUCAUAACCGACAUUUAGGGAUAUCGCAUUAAGCCCCAAACAUCUCGAGAACAUCAAGGCGUUGGCUGUGAAUUUGGACCUCCAUUGUUGCCAUGGCUAUGAGAAUUCUAGGAUGCCGGGAGUAACGCAGAAACGAUGUCACAACCGAGCGGAAUGCUUGGAACUGGCACACAGAGGCUUACUGUGAAGGGGUCAAAGAUCAGGGAAUACACAGGCAUGGGGUGGUGAUGCGGUGGCCUCUUCCAAGAGCCUCGCCAGUGCAGCCUCCGUAAUGGAGAGGCAUGUGGCUAUGGUUGCUUGGUAACCGCAUGGAGCCACCACCAGUGUUGGCCGCCAUUUCCCAAAUCAUCCUUUGCUGGGGUCAGAUGAGCAAGAGGGGAGCGGGGCCUCGUGUAGUAUGGGCCCCGUUGCCUCCUCUAAUGCCCAUCUCUUCUUCCUCGCGAUACUGCUGGUGUCCCUGACGAGGGUGGACUUAGCCAUAGAGCCUUGCCCAACCCCAUGCCGUUGCACCUUGGAGAUCCUCAACUGUAGCCGGAUCAGCAGUCCUCCGGGACUCCACCGCGUGCCUCUCCCCAAGCCCUUUGGCCAUGCUCACGUUUUUUUCUUCUUAGACUUCACUGAUAAUGCGAUUUCUUCCAUUGGGAAGCAGGUGUGGAGGGCCUAUCCUUGGGCUGAGUACUUGGUCCUCAAGAGCAACAGCCUGAGCAGACUUCAGAAUACCUCUCUGGAUGGCUUGCUUUCCCUUACUCACCUGGACUUGUCAUGCAAUAAAAUCCACUUCAUUGAGAAAAACGCCUUUGAACCUGUCCCGUUUCUGCAAUUUAUAAAUCUCAGCGGCAACGUUAUUGGGCGGAUCACGCAAGGGGCGUUUGAGGCCUGGCACGGAAUGCAGUUUUUGCUCAAAAUGGUUCUCAACCAUAAUCCGCUAACGGUCAUUGAAGAUGCCCGUUUUUACAAACUGCCCUCGCUGAAGUUCCUGGACCUUGGUGCCACUGAUGUGACUCCAGAGAUAUUGGAGGCCCUUCUCAGAACUUGCCUGCAACUGAAAACUCUCAUCUUGCCCAAAAAGAUGGCCUGUUGCCUCUGCCAUAUUCAGGACGACAUUGAGCUUUUGUGUGAGUCGGUCAAGUUGGAUUGUGCCAACACAUGUACCGCUAACGUCACUUUGUGUGAGAAAGAGGAGGCGAUGAACAAGAUGCAAGAAGAUGUCAUAAAGGUGCUGGAAACCAGGAAGCUGAACGACAGCGGCAGCACCCUGAACAUUAUGCCGGAGAGGUCUUUCCGCGCCAACCUGACUCUGACCCUCUCGGCCACCGAGGGCAAGUCUCACUUGGACCUUCAUUUCCACCGACUCCCCACCAGCCUUUUCAAAUCCGUCAAGGGCUUCAAAAAGCUGAAAAGCGAGGACCUCCUGGAUGUGAAGUGGACCGACCAAAGCGAGCUGAAGAAGUUGUACCUGCUGGCCAACUUGCUGCAGGUGGCGCUCAAAGAAAAAAUUGCAGAAGAUGAAAGGGAGAGUCAAGGCGGGUCACAGCCGGCUCAGGAGCCUCCGAAAGCACAGCCUGCUACAGGGGCUGCCCAAGGGAAGGGAAGACACCUAAGAAGGGUGAAAAGAGAAACUUGGCGUGGCAACACCCCAAGAUGGGUGGAGUCGUUUCUCAGGGCUGGCAGAGAGAGGCGAGGAUUUGCAGAGUCUGCUAAGCAGCAUGCGGGGCAGCAAAGCAGCACAGAUUCCCCUGCUAGGCCUCGGAACUGGAGGAAGCUAGCCGGGGGUCUAGAGCCUCUAAGUAUGGCUCGACUCCGCCGAGCAGCUCUUGGCUCCUCUUGGAAACGCUCCGCCGGACAGUACCCGACCCAGUCCCCUCCCUUGACUGCCUCCAUCAUGGUGGACGAGAAUCCCGAAGACAUGACAGGCAAGGUAGUGAUUAUCUUGAAGCACCCCAACAAAACCAGCAGCACAGAACAGGGAGAGCAAACCCCUUCUGUGAAGGAGGAGGUGCAAGUAGUACCUAACCCGGUUUCACCCGCCGAGGCUCAGCCGGCCGUCGAGGUUCAGCCGGCCGCCGAGGCUCAGCCGGCCGCCGAGGCCCAGCCGGCCGCCGAGGCCCAACCUGCCGUCGCAUCUCCACGUGAAGAGAGCACAGACAAGUCGGAGGAAAUUUUGCGGGAGCGCCUGGAGUCUGAGAUAUUGAAGAAGGAGGAGCUGCUCAGCCAGCUGAUGAAAGAAGAUAAAUCCAAGCCCCCACCCGACGACUCGGAAACCUUGAACGAGAUCUCCCCUGACAUCACCUUGUCGCAAGAGACGCACUGGGAGCACCACGAGCAGAGGACCACGUAUUCCCCGCGCCUUCAGCUCCUGCCAGCUCCAGACGACUAUUUGCUUCAGGGCGACCUCUUUGAAGCGGAGCUGAACAAGCGUCUGGAGCCCCUCAUCCCCAACGCGCCGGUGAGGAACCUCAUCUCCCACGUGAUCCGCAUCUUGAAGAUGGACUGCACAGAACCCGCCAUCCAGCUGGCUUGUGCUAAGCUCAUCUCCAGGACAGGCCUCCUCAUGAAGCUCUUCAGCGAGAGAGAAAACAUCAAGGAGACCACCUCCCUGUGGAAGUCGUACCUUUGGUCUGCCAAGAACACAGCCAACAAGACCACGUUGAGCCCAAGGAAAAUGGGGAAACCUUCCGACGAGAUAGCGAGGCAGGGGAUUCCGGAAUAUGGGUACGGCAACAAGCUGUUGCUGGCUAUUUCAGUGACGGCUGUGAUAAUGAUUAUCAUUGCAGUAAUUUGCCUGAUUGAGAUCUGCUCUCAGCGUUCGGCAGCUAAAUCAAAGGACGGCAGCUCUGAAAAACGGACCUUUCUGGGCAGAAGGAAGAAAGGUGCAGAUAGACAGGGUUCUGCCGACAAGCCUCUUUGGCUCAAAGACAUGUAUCAGCCUCUGGAUGAUGCUCGGAGGAGGAGCAUGAUUGGUAAACUCCACGAUGAAGAGACCUCGGAUGAGGAAGAUAUAUUCAACUGGGCCAAAUCAAGGGAGCCACCCCCUGUGGAAAAGCCCAGUUCAGUAAAAGUAGUUGAAGAGCCCCCUGUUAAAAAGGCCAGUUCAAAGAAACUGGCGCCAGAACCCCCACCUCCAGCUCCGAAGCCAGAGUCUUCAGGAGGAGAAGACGAUAGUGGGUCAAAGAAACCGAGUUCAGCUGAAGAAGGCGAAGGGGAUGAAGAGGAGGAUGAAUGAUUGUCCUUUUGUGAAUAUUGCUGUAUAUUAUCUAGAGCACUUUAUAAAGUACUAUUGUUGUUUAUAAGGAAUACUAUUAAAUGCAUUCCUCUGAAAGGUA